Molecule: messenger RNA, 584 nt
Organism: Didymodactylos carnosus
Lineage: Eukaryota; Metazoa; Rotifera; Eurotatoria; Philodinida; Philodinidae
Source: the annotation of a GenBank genome assembly
AAGCUACAUCACUACCAGAAGCGAUGGUGGUCACAAACGAUUUAACUAAAGUGAAAAUCACGGAUGAACAUCAACCAAAACAUUCAGGUCAACUUUUUAUUGGUGGCACACUAUUAAAUGAUAUACACCAACUAGAACUCAAUAAAUUCUACGCGAAAAAACAUCAAGCAUGGCGGUUGAUAUACAAAGCUACCAGACACGGCUUCUCUGCUAGCGACUUUCACAGUCACUGCGAUGGAAAAGGACCAACUAUGACAAUUAUUCAGUCAAAAGAAGGAGACUACCUCUUCGGUGGUUAUACGGCCGUCCCGUGGAGCUCAAAAGCAGCAUUUAAAGAGGACACAACCGCAUUUCUUUUCACUCUCACAAACCCACAUUGUCAACCAGCUACACAGUUUCACAUCGACGAUAAACAAACCCAUCGUGCGGUCACUCAUCACAGCAAUGCAGGACCAAUAUUUGGUACCAGAAAUUCAAUUACCACGUCAACGUCCUCUUCCCACGAUAGCUUGAUCAAACUCAUCUCAAAUUUCUGCCACUCCUUAUUCUACAAAACACAAAGUGGUCUCCCUGGUAAUAAAUGA